UCUGUAUAAUUCUCUCUCUAUCAUCAUUUUUGAAGUUAGUAGCAGCUGAAACACAAAGACAAGAUUUUGGUGAAAAAAAUGGGUCUCAAAGUCUAUGUGGAUCGAAUGUCUCAACCUUCUCGGGCUAUUCUCAUCUUCUGCAAGGCAAAUGGAAUUGAUUUUGAAGAAAUCAGAGUAGAUUUAGGGAAACGUCAGCAAAAAUUGCCUGAAUUCGUAGCAAUAAAUCCUCUGGGACAAGUUCCAGCGAUAACUGAUGGAAGAUUCAAGCUUUUUGAGAGUCAUGCGAUUUUGAUCUACCUAACUUGGGCGUUCCCAGGAGUUGCAGAUCACUGGUAUCCGAAUGAUCUGUCUAAAAGGUCUAAGAUUCACUCAGUCUUGGAUUGGCAUCAUUCUAAUUUACGUCGUGGUGCAGCUCCCUUUGUUCUACAUACCGUACUAGGAUCUGCAUUAGGCAUUCCUAUGAAUCCGCAAGCAGCUGCCGAAGCUGAGAAAGUGUUGACCUCUUCCCUAUCAAAACUUGAAUCUGUUUGGCUCACCGGAAAAGGAAAGUUCUUAUUGGGUAGUUUCCAACCAUCUAUUGCGGAUCUUAGCCUUGUUUGUGAAAUCAUGCAGCUUGAGCUUUUGCAUGAGAAAGAUCGCAUACGACUAUUAAGUCCAUUCAAAAAAGUAUUGAAGUGGAUCGAGGAUACAAGAACUGCAACAAGUCCUCACUUCGAGGAAGUGCAUAAAAUCUUAUUCAGAGCAAAAUCAAAAUUCCACAAACUGCCAAUUGAAGCAAACUAUGAGUCCAUGUCAAGUAUGAAGGCCAUGUUACCAUCAAAGUUGUAGGAUCUAAUGUUCUCACAUGUAGCUUCUUCGUAAAUUCUGUAAGGUAUACCAUGUUUACCGGUUUCCGAACAUGGAACAUCAUACAUAUGAUCUGAACAAGUAAUAUGAAUUUGAGGUUUCAAAUAAUGUUUCAGUUUUAUUUUACUUUUUCA
Papaver somniferum (opium poppy) is the source of this 980-nucleotide messenger RNA. RefSeq names its product glutathione S-transferase T1-like. Bases 79 to 828 code for a protein of 249 amino acids. The record is from RefSeq and is a predicted model, not a curated record. The transcript has 7 exons. Lineage: Eukaryota; Viridiplantae; Streptophyta; Magnoliopsida; Ranunculales; Papaveraceae.